This is a messenger RNA of Zychaea mexicana, 6357 nucleotides long. RefSeq lists its product as uncharacterized. Gene Ontology annotation, biological process: autophagosome assembly; piecemeal microautophagy of the nucleus; autophagy of mitochondrion. Gene Ontology annotation, cellular component: phagophore assembly site; extrinsic component of membrane. The transcript is spliced from 18 exons. NCBI's taxonomy places the organism in Eukaryota, Fungi, Mucoromycota, Mucoromycetes, Mucorales, Lichtheimiaceae. The record is from RefSeq and is a predicted model, not a curated record. Gene Ontology annotation, molecular function: phosphatidylinositol-3-phosphate binding. The coding region runs from base 1 to 6357 and encodes 2118 amino acids.
AUGCCAAUAUCCCGGGUCCGAGCGGCAUUACUAGCUAGGAUAACAUGCGGUCGUAUCUGUCUCAAAGACAACGGAUUGUCUUACGGUAUGGUCAAAAUACACCGCACAUCUGCCGUCCUAUUCCCCGUAUUUACAGAUACCCGGGACAAUGGAGAACCGUGGAAUUUUAUACCCUCAGCGUGGUCCACAUUUACUCUUCCGACCAACAUUCAAAAACGUUUAUAUAAAUUCCUGCUGCGCAAGGCGAUCGGCCAAUUCCUUGCCAGUGACUUGGAUCUCGAAAACUUUGACAUUGAAUUAGUUAAUGGCUCAGUUGAGUUGCGAGAUCUUUCCCUGAAUUUGGAGCGACUUAACGAAUGGAUAGCGGACACACCAUUUAUGUUGGAACAAGGUCGUGUUGGAAGUAUUAGUGCUUCUUUGCCAUGGUCAAACUUUUGGAAUGGCGAUAUUGCUCUCAAGGUACAAGGGCUGGAUUUGACGCUGCGACCAACGAAGCCUACGAGAAGAACCCGCGCACAAGAGGAUGAUGACUCGCCCAUUAUGUCAUCUUCGUUGCACUUUGCUGACGACUUUUUGCGGACGGAAAUGGAGGACCAAGAGUUGAUGGAUUCGAUACAGCAAUCCAUCCACGAGUCGACUUCCGCUGAUGCUGAUUUUGGAACUGAGGGACUCCAAGUCUUGACACGGAUUAUUGACAAAAUGCUAGCAAAGGUCAAAAUAGACGUAGUAAAUACGACGAUUCGCAUUCUCCAUAAGCCGCCAACGACAAAUUCUGAUGAAGAAUACUCUAUUGAUCUGCAUAUACCCCGGAUUUCAUAUUUUGACGAAACACCUGAAUUCAACGCAAGGCAAACGUCUACCCAGCCCCCUCUUGUUGAAUCGAGCGUUUUCCUUUCACCUGACGCCAAUGAAACGAUUAAAAUCAUUGCUAUAGCAUCGCCCACAAUAUGGCUACGCUCAAACCGCUCAUCCCUCUAUUCAGUCCCGUCAAAGAGUGAAACAACGCUUCAGAAGAAUGAAAGUAACGAUGACGAAAGCGACUUGGAUCAAACAGAAUUCUACGAGGCGAAUGAAGGCGAGGGAUCAUUCUUUUACGGAAACCAAUCUAUUCAUUCUAGCAAUAUGAGUGGAUCGACGACACCGCGUGCUUUUCCACGUCGAGAAACCCGUGCUUCAAUGUCAACAACCUAUUCCGGUGGAGCCAGCAAGCCUUAUGAGGCUCUUUUGCUUACAACUAUGGAUAAAGAGAACUGGAUUCGAAUCAAGCUGCGGCCUUCAUUUCCUUUCAACGCACCACAAUCGACGGACGCUCCAGUAAUAAAGCAGAUUGACUUUCUGUGCACACAUAUCUGUACCUAUAUCACCCCGUGGCAAGCAGCAUUCUUGGUGGACCUUUUGAAAAAGAUGAGCGAUGUAUCACUUGAUCCAGGACCAUCGGAAAAGCCAUCGUCACCGGAAGGGCCACUCGAUCUUCUUGCAGACUUACAGCAACUGGAUCGCAAAACGCCCUUAGAGAACGAAGACCCACACAUGUCAUCACGGCCAAUCGCAGCAUCUUCAGCAUUUCCUUUACAAUCUGCAGCGUCUACAGCGUCUACAGCAGCACCCCAGCUUAAAAUUAAGCUGCAAAUUAGUACAAUCGAUUGCUACUUUCUGUAUGCUGAUGGUUACGAGCCAACAACAACACAUGGUAAUGGAUUCAAAGAUGUCAGUCAUCUCAAAUUGUCCAUUUCUCAGGUAAUCAUGCGACAUCAGCAGUUCCACCGUGAAACUACAAAACGGGACAUUUCCAUACGGCACACCCCUCCUCGGGAAGGCACAAGCCCUCUACCAUCUGGAUCCCCGACCGUCAACUCGUCUCCAUUAUCAAUACUCGACAUACGAGUAACUGGCUUUUCAAUAAGCGAGUGGAUCAAGCGACCUGAUUGUGCAAAAUUUUACAAGGAGUUACCCAGACGCAUACGGCAGACGCAGUACGGCAUGUACAACCCCAUCUUUGAGUUCGACGAAAGCAUACGAAAUGACUAUCUGCACGAGACCGAGUUUCCGAGUGUGAAGCAACAGAGGAGUAAAAACAAAUCCAAUAAAGGUGAAGCAAUUCGUUUACGCGUGGAAAAGAAACAGGGGCAUGAAGUUAGCAGAUUCGUAAACGCAUCAACGUUGGAUGAGGAAAGCAGCAUGGAUCUCCAACCAUUCACACUACAUAUUGAUGCGCAGAUUGUCGACCGUCUUGAGAACUAUGUCUGCGCUCUUAUGGAUGUUUCCUCUACAUGGACCUCGAAUGAACAGGUGGAUACAAGUGCGAUAGAUAACACUUUAAGCCAAAGAGUAUAUGAAGAUUUGGAUCGAGCUUCGGUGGAACACCAGCAUCGCAAAAAGCUACGCGUAAAAUGUGCUUUUAUUCGCAUACUGCUCUUUAUUCCGGAUAUGAGCCAAGUGUGUGUACGGGAUGAGUUUAACGACUUGCAACAUGCAGAUACAUUGAGUGUGGAUAUCAAACGGCUUGUGCUCAAUUGGAAUUCGGAGGUGGGCGAUAGUGACGUUGAUGCAGGAUCUGUACAUUCGCGCUAUCCGCGUACUGCUCGAGCGGAGACGCCGACGAAACUCCACGUGGAUUGCAGUUUUAUCAAUGUUUUCUUACAGCUUGCAGACGACAACGCAGCCCAAUGUUGGUUUACCUCCAAAACAGUUGUACCUUCAGGAUACACACCCGGUAUACCUUUUACAUCGUCUCAAUCUAUGCAAAGUCCAAGCUUUGAAAUAACAUUGCGACCGUCAGCAAGCUCUAUUGGAGCCAAUCCUGCUUCUGCAGCCAAACCAAGUUUCUUUGGAGCUGGAUCGGAUAUUCCAAACAACAUCUUUGAGUAUCUAUGCAAAAACGAAUCGCUCCCUCUAUCGCAGAAGCAAAAAUUACCAAUGGAAGAUCAAGCAGAAUCAUCGAUGAUAUUUAAACAACGUACAAUUGAAACCUCACUUGCUGUAGUGAACUGCCAUUUCCCUGUAACGCGGCUCAAUUUGACCAAGGAAGUGUGGGAUGUUUUCCAAAUAUUACAAAACGACUUAAUCUUGUGGCAACCGAGAUUUAUGCGUCGAUUAUUUCCAACCGAAGAUAUCAAAGAAAGCAACGAUGAUACCGAACGUGCAUCUGCGUCAAUAAUGAGCGACAUCUAUGAAAGCGCAAAUUCAUAUUCUGGUGAUCCUCGCUUUACCGAAACUGAUUCUGUGCAGGCCUCCAGUGUUCUUAGCCAAAGCCAUGAAAGACUGGGUCAGAGCACAAAUUCUCCGAGUUUACUUUCGCUAGUUGUGGUGAUGAGUGAUGCUAUCUGGGAUCUUCACCAUAUAUCCAAGGAGGACUCUGUCAAGACAACCUAUCGGCUGCACAUGUCUGAAUUUCGAUACUUUACAGUAGUAAAGCAUCUCGGUUUGAAUGAAAAUAUUACAACCUUGGACAUUGAUCAGCUGGCUCUCGAUCGAACAGCGCCGACUGCGAUGCCUAUAAUUUGCAAGUCAAUACCAAAAAAGUUGAAUGCAAAACGCAACACGUCAGUAGUUUCUCUAGUUGCGAAAUUGGUGCCGAUGCCAGGGCUGAAUAAGCAGAACAAGAUCACCAGUGUUGUGGCUUGUAAUAUUUGCUGGCUGUUUGGCAUGGAAUUAAGCGUUGUCGACCACUUGGCUGGAUUCCAAGGCAUUCCUGAAGAUAUGGUCUUUAUCGAUCCCGCUACGCAAUACAAUAAGAUAUACGCUCACGUAUUCGACAUUUCAGUGGAUUAUAAACCGCUACAUAUUCCAUCACGAGCAGUAAUCGUUCUUAAUGAUGCUCAGGUUACAACAGAUAUUAUAUCAGGAGGACAGCCUAUAUUCGACGUUAAAAUGUGCGUGCAGAGCCUGAACGUAUAUCUUAUGGAUGAUGCUACUCAUGUCGGCCAAAAUCAUAUCGAGCAAGUAAUAGCACAGCUAGCAAAACGAUCCGUGGAUGCAAAUACAUACUGGUGUGCACUGGGCUUUAUUUGUACCCUCACUAUAUCCGAAUUUGAAGCUGGAGUCAAGAUUAAAUUGGAUGAACUUGUGACGGCACCGAACGUCGAUAUUGCUAUUCUCAACAACGUUGUGGCAAUCAAGGGGUGUUCUGAUUCAAUUCAUUCUCUAAUAAAUUUCAUCACCUAUGUCGCAAACCAAGGAGACAUACCGAAGCCGCAUCAAGACACUAAAGGGAAAACCCCUGUGGCAAGUCGAGUAGAGCCCAUACAAAUACCACGAAAGCAAAACAUUGACAAUAACAACACGAAUCGAGAUGAUGGCAAUAUGCUGGAAAGCCUGGAUCCUGACGCCUUCAAACGCUGGGUGGCGCCAUCUCAGAUCAACGAUAGUGAUACCCUAAAGAUGGAUUAUGUGGAGGGGUAUUACACAUCAACUGGAAGAACCUCACGGAUUGCUGAAAACGGACCACCACAAAAGCCAUUGCGGAAACAUCGUGCACAGUCCAGACGGAAAAAGGAAGACCAAGUCCGUCUGCUUGUCGAGGAUAUGAACGAACUGUCUAUUGUGGAGAACUUUUACAGCACAAAUAGACGGGUAAAAGCGUCCAACAAACGACCUGUCGAUGUAACACGCUCCGUCUUUUCCGUACGAAUACGCAACUUUGAUGUAAUGUUGAAGCUUUACGACGCCCAUGAUGUGCAUUAUGCCAACGACCAGGUACCUAGAAGCAGCAAUAAUGACAACAACACCACCAAAGAAUCACUAUCAUGUCCAGGCUCGAUCGACACUGCCUCUGACAAUAGUACAAACACCACAAGCGACCUCGAUUUUACCCCUCAUUCCCCUACUUUCUCACUGUCAUCAGACCGCUCGGAUGAUGCAUUCAGCAAGCACGCCGCAGUACCAAAACCAGAUUCCAAGCGACGUCAAGGCGGGAAGCGCGAGAGUCGUCGACAUUUUGCUAGUAGAGGUGAUAUCGAAAUGCGUCUUGAUGGUCUGUCUUUGGAUCUAAAUUUGAUGCCACCCACCGACAACGUCAGCCUUUAUUUGCUCCUAAAAGUACGAGACUAUCAAAUAAUCGACAAUGUCAAAACGUCGUCAUGGCAUCAGUUCUUAGGAUAUAUGCGGCCUGAUUCGAACGAAUUGCCACGGGAACAGGGCUCUGUUAUGUUACGGUUCGAGGUUACGGGUGCGCGACCAGUAGCGGAUGAUCCUACGCAAGAGUUUAGAAUCAAAUUGAAGCUUUUACCAAUGCGAUUAUACGUGGAUCAAGACGCGCUCAACUUUUUGGUGAAGUUUUUCACUUUCGACAAGAACUUAUUGCGCUCUACAAAAUAUGCCAACGCGACGAUACAGCGUGAUGAUCAGAAAGAUGUCGCGAGUCCAGAAAUUUUCCUCCAGCACGUCGAAAUAAGUCCUAUUGUACUCAAGAUCGACUACAAGCCAAAGUACAUUAAUUAUGGGAGCAUUAAGGAAGGACAACUGGCCGAACUUGUAAAUCUAUUCCAUCUUCAUGGUGCUGAUAUUCAACUAAGCCAGAUUAAGAUGACGGGAAUCAAUGGUUUUACUCGGUUAGCAGAUAAGCUGGCGCAGGAGUGGCUCCCGCAUAUCAUGAACACGCAAGUGCCACACAUGGUUUCCGGCGUUUCACCCAUUCGCUCCAUUGUCAACGUCGGAAGUGGCAUGGCUGAUCUGGUACUACUGCCAAUCCAACAAUAUAGAAAGGAUGGGCGUAUCGUACGAGGUCUACAAAAAGGCACUCAAUCUUUUGCUCGAGCAACCGCCAUGGAAGCCAUUAAUCUUAGUGCGCGUUUUGCAUCGGGUGCGCAGGUGAUACUCGAACAAGCAGAUGAUUUUCUGUCACCGUCGCGGCGGCAUGAAUUCGUACCCAUAGAAUAUGACGCGGAUCUUCUUGACCAAGUGGAAGACGACGACGAUGGGUUCUUCUUUGCCAAUGCUGCUGUUGCUGCCGCUGCAGCCAACGAAUAUCAUCUCUACCAUCAUCAAAAGGGCGCUACAGCAAUGAGCAAGUUUGCAAAUCAACCGUCCGACCUAUCACAAGGGUUGCAAUACGCCUAUAAAAAUCUCAGUCUUAAUUUGGGAGCAGCGGCCCAAACGAUUCUGGCUGUGCCAACAGAAAUAAUUGAAAAUGGCGGUAUGGCGGGUAGUCCAGAGAGCACGUACUCAACCUCAUCGUCGUCGUCGUCGUCGUCGCCACCAUCAUCAUCUCAAGCCAAAGCUGUCAUCCGUGCUGUUCCCAUUGCAGUGAUAAAGCCCAUGAUCGGCUUGACAGGAGCUUUUCAGAGUAUCAUGGUGGGGCUUCGAAACAGCAUCGAUCCUGCUAUGCGACUUCAAAGCGAGGAUAAAUAUAAGCGUUAG